UAGCAACCGAUGAGCGAGCAGAUUGCUAGACCGUCAAACGUGAGCAUCAAUUAUCUCAUAGCAUGGACAGAACAGACGAGGCAAAUUUGCCGCUCGUGAGAGACGACGACGACGACGAAAUCAACGACGAUUCGUCCGUCACGGUCGAAAUCAAGAAAACGCUGUUAGAACGCGCGCGUUCCCAUCGCUCUCUAGUACCACUCAUUGUAUUUAUGGCUCUCCUCCUAGAUGCCGUACUCACUACGUGCGUCGUGCCCAUAAUUCCCGAGAUUCUUCACCAGAAUGGCUCGGACAUCAGCAUCGGUUUUCUCCUCGGUUCUAAGUCUUUCUUUCAAUUGAUUUCCAACACUGUGGUCGGGCCUUACACCGACCGGUUUGGAUUCAAUGCUCCUAUGGUAACCGGAUUUGUGCUUCUGACGUCAUCGACUCUGUUUUUUGCGUUUGCGCCGGACAUGGGGCGUGGAUCUCGGUGGAACACGUAUGCUGCAUUGUUUGUUGCGAGAUCGGUUGAAGGAGUCGGUUGCUCGUGUGUUACGACAGCAGGGAUGGCGAUGGUCGCCGAUCGAUAUCCAGAUCAACAGGAACGAGGGGCAGUAAUGGGAAAGGUACUGGGAGGGCUAGCACUCGGACUGCUAGUUGGGUAUCCAUUCGGUGGAGCGUUCUCCGCGGUACCCGGAGGAAUCGAGAAAGGAUGGAGAUAUCCUUUCCUGAUCAUAUCGUGUCUGGGUUUCAUCGAUUUGCUGUUGCAACUUUUAGUAUUGGGUUGGUCGACGUCGACGAAUCGGAGAGAGACAGAGCCAUCGUCUAUGUUGAAAUUAAUUCGAGAUCGAUAUAUCGUUACAGCACUGGUGGCACUCUUUGUCUCGCAGCUUGCGAUCUCGUCAUCGGAACCGAUCCUGCCCGCAUGGAUGGAAACACACUUUACCAAGCCAACACCAGAAGCAUGGCAAAUAGGAUUAGUCAUUAUGUCGUCAAUGUUGGCGUACAUCAUUGUGACUCUGAUUGCCAGUCGUGCGAAACUCAACACGAGAUGGAUCGUGACUCUCUUCGGGAUUUCAUUGCUAUUUCUUGGAACGUUGACCCUACCUCUCACCGUUCUUCCAGAUGGAGGAAAUUUGUAUUUUAUUAUUUUACCCUUGGUGAUUCUCGGUGUCGGCAUUGGUAUGGCCGACUCUACGUUAUUCCCGACGAUGGGUAUGCUCGUUGAUAUCAGACAUUCGUCGGAGUAUGGUGCCGUUUAUGGUUUGGCUGACAUAGCGAUCAGUCUGAGUUUCGUUAUUGGUCCGAUUGCUGGUUCGCUGGUCAACCAGUUUUUUGGGUUUGGUGCGGCUAUUUGGUGCGUGAGCGCUCUGUGUGGAUUGGUCGUGCCUUCGAUUUGGUGUCUAAGGUCUCUCAGGGUCAAGGAAGAUUCGGAGGGUAACGGAAAUGUAACAGAAAGUAUUGAGUUGCAAUCACAUGAGAUGGCAACAUAGAAGAAUACUGUGGUAUAUGUAUGCAAACUUUAU
Messenger RNA from Corticium candelabrum, 1505 nucleotides. Its product is annotated as chromaffin granule amine transporter-like. The transcript has a single exon. NCBI's taxonomy places the organism in Eukaryota, Metazoa, Porifera, Homoscleromorpha, Homosclerophorida, Plakinidae. Gene Ontology annotation, biological process: transmembrane transport. The coding region runs from base 63 to 1472 and encodes 469 amino acids. The record is from RefSeq and is a predicted model, not a curated record. Gene Ontology annotation, molecular function: transmembrane transporter activity.